This is a messenger RNA of Stylonychia lemnae, 3198 nucleotides long. The record is from the annotation of a GenBank genome assembly. NCBI's taxonomy places the organism in Eukaryota, Ciliophora, Spirotrichea, Sporadotrichida, Oxytrichidae.
AUGAAUAACUAAGAAGUGAUUAACACUAAUAAUGGAUUAAACUCUAAUGGUCAUGAUUAUAACUUUAGCGGGUCAAAUCAUAACUAAGAUAUCAAUCAAUUUCCAGUUAAUUCUAGCUUAUCUAGUCAUUAAGAGCAAAACCUCAAUGGCUAUAACUAAAAUUCAAGCUCUCUUAAUCAAAACUCUCCCCAAAAAUAAAGCUAUUUAGCUGAUCAGAACUAAUUCAAUCAUGCCGGGAUUUAUUUGGAUGGAAAUGUGAGAGUUGAUGAUGGUAUUGGCAUUGCAGCUGAGCCCAAGUAUGUUUAGAAGGACCCUCAAAUUUAGGAGAAUUUGCAAAGACUUCAAGGCAAGAUUAGUCCUUUGUUAGACUAGAAAACUGGUGGUCUCUUAAGUUUACAAGGAAUGACAAAGUUAGUUGAUGCGAUGAAGAGUGAAUUUUACUUGGAUAUUAAAUUCUAUGAAAUGAAGAUACUUGCAUGUACAGUUGAGUCAGAAUGCUUGCAAGAAUUUAUGAAUAAAGGGGGCAUAGCUAUCUUAGUAUAAUGGGCUAAGGAUAUCAGAGCUGCAUAAUGUCUCAAAGAGUCCGAUGAAUGGAAACUCAGAAAAGAUAUUUUCAACCACAUGAUCACAGCGCUAAAUACUUUGCCCAUCACUGUGGGGAUAUUGAAGAAAACAAAGAUUGGAAAGGCAAUUAAUUCAAUAUUCAAGGUUCAAAUGUUUGACAGCUAAACAAAUGAGAGCGCGAAUUUGCUUGUCAACAGAUGGAAGUAGAUGGUCAAAGAUUAUAAAAAGCAAGAAUAAGAUAAAUAAGAAAUUGCUAAAAGUAGCGUUUAGUAAGAAAAAUCAGAUUAAAACUAUAAUUAAUAAAAUCCAGAAAAUAAGAAUAUGCAAAAAGCUAUUAAUUUACCAGCUAAACGCCAGGCAACUUAUGACCCUUACUUCUUGGGCUAGGAUGAUUAGGACCUAAAACGAAGAAAAGUGCAAGAUGGAUGGAACGAGAUCAGCUAGAUUAUUAGCAGUAGUACAUCCAGCAGAGGAAGCCAAAGAGAAUCUUAGAAUACCAAGUCCUUUGUAGACAAUAUUCUCAAUUCAGCAAAUUUACAUCCCUAAUAAACAUCCAGAGGAGAUAAUAAUUUCCCCGCCAAUUCUAAUUAAAAUUUGACUCACACAAGCCCGCAGGCCUAUUAAUAGAACCAAAGUGCGUCUAAUAAUAGAUAACAGUAGCCUUUCUAGAGACAAAGCUCCUCUGAAAAUAACCUAAAUCACGGUUAACGCUUUGAAAACUCAGCUUAAACUAGCAAUGCAUUUACAUCAAGCAAAAAGAAAUCUGUAAAAUGGCAACCAGAGGAGAAAUUAGAGAUUGUCAAAUUCUUCAAAAUGAAUGAUAUGCCUAGUGCACCAGGACUGAGUCAUGAGGAGGUUUAAGAAAUUCAAAAGCAUUUAGCGAAUGUACCCCCUCAUAUGAUUCCAAGUGAACUUAAAAAUAUUGAGAUGAAGCUUGAUCGUGAGAAACUGGAGGAAUAAAAGGGUAAAGAGUAGUACAAGAAGGAAAAGCUUGAGAAAAUGUAGCCAUUAUUAAUCUAUAGAGUUCCUUAAUACGUUGACUUAGGCUUGAGCUAUAAAUAAGCCAGAGGUGAGCAAUCAAAAGAUGAAUAGAACUAAAAACAAAGAGAAAAGACAGUUUUCCAAGCAGUGUACAUAAAUCCUAAUUAGAUCCCUCAGAACCCUCUCAAAGAAUUAGACGAGCAUUAUGCUAAGGAUGAUAAAGUGCCUCAAAUAGACUGUGAAAUCAUUGCCAAUGACUACCUCAAGCAAAAAGAAGAUGAAAAGUUCCAGAGAGAGAUCCUUCAGCUACAGGAUGAACUAUAGUAUCUUGAUGAAGGUAAGUCUUUUCCCAAACUUCGCCUUGAAUGGCUAAUAUACGGUCUGCAUAAGUCUUUAUUCUUUCAUCUCCUACUGCAAUUAAACCUUAAUCUCUCUACUAAUGCAUACUCAUUGACUGAUAAUACACUGCUUUGGUGUACUUAUACUACUAAAACUAAUGUCCAAUAGGAUGAUUCCAUUAUAAACAUUUUCUCUAAUAAUUCUAAAGAUUUAAGGAGUAUAAGCAGUAUUAGACUGUUUUAACUCUGGAUAAAAAAUCAAGUCUUUACAUUUAUUGCAAGUAGCACUGAUCCAAAUUCAGGCUAAAGUCUUAGUCAUGACGAGACAAUCAGACUCGUUAAAUAACAAAUAGCCGAUUUCAAGCAAAUUAAUGAAGCUAAAAAAGCUUUGUAGCCUCCGGCCCCAAUUGGACCUACACCAAUUCAAGCCAAACCUUUCAGGACUGUCCCAUGCAGAAAUUAUCACGGCCCUGUAGGUUGCACAAGAGGGGAAUUCUGUCAUUUUAUUCAUGCAGUUGGUUUCGAAUAACGAGAAAUUCCCAGAGAUGUAUUUCAAAAAAUCAGAAAUGAAAACAUGAGGAAAAAUCUUAUAGAUGAAAUCAGAGAGAGAAACCCUCAAGCAGCAAUGAUGCUUUAGAACUCGCAAUAUAAUGAGAUCCAAAAUUAUGUUAAACAGUACAAUGAAGCGAUUGGUGCACCUUAAGCAAAUGCUUCUUUGGGAGGUCAUAAUCCGAUGGGAGGAGGAAUGUAAAGACCAAAUAUGAUGGGGAUGUAAAAUCAUAUGAGACCAAAUAUGAAUAAUAUGAAUCAAGGUAUGAGAAUGCCAAAUCAAAUGAACAAUGUGGGAUAACCAUAAACAGGAAUGACUAGUUAUAACAAUCCCAUGCAGCAAUAAUAGUAGCAUUUCAAUCAAUAGAAUCAAUUCAGACAAAACAUGAAUCAAAUGAACAGUAUGGGAUCAGGACUUGGAAUGAAUAGCAGUAAUUCAAUGAGGCCACCUCUUGUAACAUAGGACAUGCCAAUAAGGCAGAUGAUGAACAAUCAGCAGAUGAAUCCUCAAGCCGCAAUGAUGAUGAACAUGAACCCAAAUAUGAUGAAUUAGGCUGCAAUGAUGAAUCCUGCAUUGUUGAACCAAUAAAACUUAAGAAUGCCCAUGAACAUGAUGAAUCCUAUGAUGAUGAGGUAGAUGUAGCCAGGAGUUGGAGGAAUGGGAACAGGUGGAAUGUUUAAUGGUCAAGGCUAAAAUCCUUAGAUGUUAAACUAAAAUCUAGCUUAAAUGGGAGGCAGUAGCCUCGGUCACUAAAAUAAUUAAUGA